AUGAAAGGCUGCUGCACGAGCCAGAUCAACUUACGCCAGUGGGGUAGACUCGGAUUGAUUCUCUGCGUUACUUAUAAAUACAUACUUGUUUCGUGGGAGCAAGGCUUUAGGAAGGCGAGCCGCACAUAUGCCAGAUGUCCGUCUUGGAGAGGCAUUUGCAUCAUCGCCGCGGUGUGGUUGCCUGUGCAGCAACAGCCCCAACUCCAGCUGCCACCCCGUGCUUUCCAGGCAGUCAGCGGUACGCCCAAAUCAUCGAAAAUCGCAUCGCUUUCCAUUCCGCAUGUCUCUUCGCCGCCUGUCGCACCGCCAGAGCUUGAGGCACCAGGGUUCAAAGAGGUGUCAGCGCCGCCACCUCCGCUACAAGAGCCAUCGCUGCCACUGGAACAAGAGGACCAUCUGCCAUCUGUUGGAUCCGUCGGUCAUGCCGAGGGCACUUGUAGGCCAUGUGCCUUCGUCUUCAAGAAGGGUUGUGACAGUGGCAGCCAAUGUACCUUCUGCCAUCUUUGCCCACCAGGUGAAAAGAAAAGACGCAUGAAGGAGAAAAGCACGAAAAAAGCCACAGAGGCGCACUUGCCUCCUCCUUGCACCCGUAAGUUGUAG
Messenger RNA from Symbiodinium sp. CCMP2456, 600 nucleotides. Lineage: Eukaryota; Dinophyceae; Suessiales; Symbiodiniaceae. The record is from the annotation of a GenBank genome assembly.